CAAUUAAGACCUGAAAGCGUUAACUGUUUCGGUGGAUUAAAAGUAUAUGCUGGGAUGCUGUAGAUGUUGCUUUACAUGCUAGGGGAGAUGUCCAGUCAGACAUAAGAGAUCUAAAAUGUGUGUUUUUGGAUCUACUUUGGAUGAGUUAAUUGUUUUUAAAGUGUGACGUUGCGUUCGGAAAUUUUGUUCCAGGUGUUUCAUUUCAAUUGUCUUGAUAUCACACCAAUGAAAAGAAACAGUGGAAGUCCAGACAAGACUAACAACUUUUUCUGUCAGCCACCACAGCCGAAGAGGACUUACAGUGCUGAUGAUCUCCAUCACAUUAGCACCAACGCUGGUGAGCACCAAGGCCUCAGAAACGACAUGUUCUUCAAAGACAAGUUUGAUGAAGAGGAAGAGGAUUCAGGAAUUAAAUCAGAGGCUGACGAAAGUAAUGGAAGCUUCUCCUCCGAAGACGACUUGGACCACUUUGAAUAUUCCAAGACCUUCUCUCUGAAGCAAACUGCGACAAAAAAGAGUAUCAGUGAAAUCAUCAAGGACAAGAAGAAACAAACUCAACUGACACUUCAAUGGCUUGAGGAAAAUUAUAUUGUUUGCGAAGGAGUCUGCUUGCCUCGCUGCAUCCUCUAUGCGCAUUACCUGGACUUCUGUCGCAAAGAGAAAUUAGAUCCUGCUUGCGCUGCCACUUUUGGCAAGACUAUAAGGCAAAAAUUCCCUCUCCUGACCACUCGAAGGCUUGGCACUAGAGGCCAUUCAAAGUAUCAUUACUACGGUAUUGGGAUUAAAGAGAGCAGUGCGUAUUAUCAUUCAGUGUACUCAGGAAAAGGUCUGACCAGAUUCUCUGGGAGCAAGCUCAAAAACGAGGGAGGAUUCACAAGAAAAUAUUCUCUCAGCUCUAAAACAGGAACGCUGCUCCCAGAAUUCCCAAGUGCACAACAUUUAUUGCUUCACGAAUCCAUUUCGAAAGAAAAGGUCGACACACUGAUCAUGAUGUACAAAACGCACUGCCAGUGUAUCCUCGACAAUGCCAUCAGUGUCAACUUUGAAGAGAUCCAGAACUUCUUGUUGCAUUUCUGGCAAGGCAUGCCGGACCAUCUCUUACCUCUGCUGGAGAAUCCAGUAAUUGUGGACAUCUUUUGUGUGUGUGACUCCAUACUAUACAAGGUCCUGACUGAUGUUCUCAUUCCUGCAACUAUGCAGGACAUGCCGGAAAGUCUUUUGGCAGAUAUCCGAAAUUUUGCGAAACUCUGGGAACCCUGGAUGGUUUCAUCGUUGGAAAAUCUGCCAAAAAUCCUGUCAGAAAAGAAGCUGCCAAUAGCUCGUCGCUUCGUCUCAUCCUUGAAGCGCCAAACCUCCUUCUUACACCUCGCUCAGAUAGCAAGACCGGCUCUUUUUGACCAAAGCAUUGUGAUGGCUAUGGUGAACGACAUCGACAAAGUGGAUUUAAACAGCAUUGGCUCCCAGGCGCUCCUCUCAAACACAAGCGACCAGGACCUGGAUUUCUACUCUGAAUAUGACUCUGUGGCAGUGUUCCAAGAGUUAAAGGAGCUCCUGAGGAAAAACGCCACAGUCGAGUCUUUUAUCGAGUGGCUCGACUCUGUGGUGGAACAGAAAGUCAUUAAGCCCAGUAAACAGAACGGCCGCUCAGUGAAGAAACGAGCGCAGGACUUUUUACUGAAAUGGAGUUUUUUCGGAGCACGUGUGAUGCACAGCCUCACCUUAAACAAUGCCACAAGCUUCGGCUCCUUUCACCUCAUUCGGAUGCUGUUGGAUGAAUACAUCCUGCUGGCGAUAGAGACACAAUUCAAUAACGAUAAAGAGCAAGAUCUACAAAAUCUCCUGGAUAAAUAUAUGCGAAACGCAGAUGCCAGUAAGGCAACGUUUACAGCUUCCCCGAGUUCCUGCUUCCUGGCAAAUCGUAAUAAUAAAGCCGGGAAUGUGAGCAGCGAUUCAUCCGUGAAGAACGAGAGCCAGCCGGAUUAUACACAUCUGUCUGUCCCAGGAACUCAGCAUGGACUCGGGACAACUAUGGGAAUGUACCAGGGGACAGACACAGACAGCUUUACACUAUCUGGCCACUUAGACUACUCCCAGAGCACUGGUCAGUUGAUGACCCCGCCCAUCUCUCCGGCCAUGGCGAACCGAGGCAGCGUGAUCAACCAAGGCCCGAUGGCGGUGAGAUCACCAAGCACCUGCCCUGUCCAGCCUAAUGCACACUGCCAGGCUUUCCCUGAUGCCAUGUACCAAAGCCUGCCUACCUCCACCUUCUACACCAGCUCCUCCACCUACCAGCCUACAAACCUGACCCAGACCCAGACCCACAUGCCCCCUUCAGGUUACCAGGCUCGCACCGAGUGUUCACGCUAUUCCUCCUUCAGCGGUCAGCAGCUGGCUAAAGACUGCUUUAACAGCAGCUGCAGUGGUGUUGUGUACAGCUCCAGAGCCUCAACAGUAAGCUACCCGUCCACCUCUGAGUCCAACAUGGAGGUUCAGCUGAUGGACUACGGAUUUGCAGGGAGUGGAGGAGGAUGUUCAGGUCCAGUGUACACCAGCGCACCACACAGCGGAUACUAUGGGAACAGUGGCUAUGUGGACACACAGAGAAUGGGCUCUCUAAUCGAUCAGCAUGUAUCAGUGAUCAGCAGUGUGACCUCCACUCGUUCUGUCCCUGCAUAUGCUGAGGUCCACGACCCUCUGAACAUCCUGAACGACACAAACAGGAAGCCAACAACACCGUAUUACACUGCACAACCUCCUCUAAUGACACGCUCAGCAGGUUCCUCAAUCUCCACUCCGAUACCUUGCUCUGUUUCUCCGUGCAUGUAUGGCACUGCUGCUCAGUAUCAUCAUUCCCAAGAUGCCUUGCUGCCCCACCAUAGCGGUGCCGAAGUGCGGGACAUGGCGUCCUCCCUGCCUCCCAUCAAUACCGUGUUCAUGGCUUCAACCGGAGGACCACCAUGAUGUAGCUGUAUAACCUUCUUAUUACUGACUAUAAGAAAAAAUGAACCCCUGUGCCAGAGACUCAGUGUUAACAGAUGGACUAGCAAAGACGUUUUGUAGAGUAAAAAUAGUGUAUAAAUAGACUUUAUUUAAGUGUAACUGUAACUCAAAUGUAAAUGUAAUGCCACUUUGCUAUCUGUAUCAGUGCAACAAACAUCCUUAACUCUACCUAGAGCCUUUAAGUCUUUUGAUUUCGACCUAAAGUGGGUGUGGCCUAAACCAAUAGGGUGUAUUUUAAUGUCCCUAUAACCACUUAAAAGCUGGAAAAAGACCUUAAAAAUGGUAGCUUCAUUAACAUCGUGUAUGAUGUGUAUGUGUAGAUAAUGGACAAUAAAAAUGUAUGGCAAAUGUGAGCUAACAUUCUAGCAGUUAAUUAGUCAACUAGCUAUUAGCAUGCACUGGAGAACUGGAAAAAAAAUUAAAAGGUCAGCAUAUUUUUGUGAGAAAUUUUUGACCAGGUAAAUAUUAAAGAUGAAUGAGAAGUUCUGGAACUUA
Molecule: messenger RNA, 3495 nt
Organism: Silurus meridionalis
Lineage: Eukaryota; Metazoa; Chordata; Actinopteri; Siluriformes; Siluridae
Gene: rfx6
Product: regulatory factor X, 6
Exons: 19
Coding region: 226-2961 (911 amino acids)
Biological process (GO): regulation of transcription by RNA polymerase II
Molecular function (GO): RNA polymerase II cis-regulatory region sequence-specific DNA binding; DNA-binding transcription factor activity, RNA polymerase II-specific
Source: RefSeq, a predicted model, not a curated record